Condylura cristata (star-nosed mole) is the source of this 1893-nucleotide messenger RNA. It is a transcript of the gene NUDT18, whose product is annotated as nudix (nucleoside diphosphate linked moiety X)-type motif 18. Gene Ontology annotation, molecular function: magnesium ion binding; 8-oxo-GDP phosphatase activity; 8-oxo-dGDP phosphatase activity. The transcript has 3 exons. The record is from RefSeq and is a predicted model, not a curated record. Lineage: Eukaryota; Metazoa; Chordata; Mammalia; Eulipotyphla; Talpidae. The coding region runs from base 120 to 1091 and encodes 323 amino acids.
UGGCCCUAGUCCCCUGCGGGAGGGGUCGAAGGCGACGGACCCCAAGCUCACACACGUCCCACCCCACCCACCUCGGCGCGGUCUUCGGGGGCCCGACCCCUCGCUUCCCUGGGGGCCCGAUGGCCUCGGAAGGCCUGGCGGGGGCGCUGACCGCUGUGCUGGGGGGCCAGGGGCUGUGCGUGCAGAGCUGUGACUCCGAGCCGGCCGGGGAGCCGCUGGCGCCGGUGCGCCUGCGGCAGAACGUCUGCUACGUGGUGCUGGCGGUGUUCCUCAACGAGCAGGAUGAGGUGCUGCUGAUCCAGGAGGCCAAGAAGGAGUGCCAGGGGUCAUGGUACCUACCUGCGGGGAGAAUGGAGCCUGGGGAGACCAUCAUUAAGGCCCUGCAGCGCGAGGUCAAGGAGGAGGCUGGGCUGCACUGUGAGCCCCUGACCUUGCUGUCUGUGGAGGAGCGGGGCCCCUCCUGGAUCCGCUUUGUGUUCCUGGCUCGCCCCACAGGUGGAACGCUCAAGACUUCCAAGGAGGCGGAUGCAGAGUCCCUGCAGGCUGCCUGGUACCCGAGGACCUCUCUACCGACUCCAUUGCGAGCCCAUGACAUUCUGCACCUGGUAGAGCUCGCCGCUCAGUACAAGCAGCAAGCCAGGCACCCCCUCAUUCUGCCCCAAGAGCUUCCCUGCAGUCUAGUCUGCCAGCGGCUUGUGGCCACCUUCACCAGUGUCCAAACGGUGUGGGUGUUAGUGGGUACAGUGGGGAGGCCUCACUUGCCCAUCACUGCCUGUGGCUUCACUCCCAUGGAGCAGAGGGGUGGCAUCAAGAUGGCUGUCCUGCGGCUGCUGCAGGAGUGUCUGACCCUGCACCACUUGACUGUGGAGACCAAGGGGUUGCUUGGACUGCAGCACUUGGGCAGAGACCAAUCAGAUGGCAUUUGCCUGAAUGUGCUGGUGACAGUGGCUUUUCGGAACCCAGGUAUCCAAAAUGAGCCCCCAAAGGUUCAGGGCGAGAACUUCUCUUGGUGGAAGGUUAUGGAGGAAGACCUACAAAUCCAACUCCUACAGAGGCUUCAGGAAUCCUCUGUGGUCCCCAUCAACAGAUAGGAAGGUGCCAUCGUUGGGCAUGGAACAGGGCAUCUGUGCUCCCCCACGUAGCCUGGGAGGCAGGCAGUCUGGGGUCUGGCUGCACUGGGCGCAGGGCAGUUCUGGUUCUCUGGGGCCUCCAUCUCCCCAUGCAUGGAGUGGAUCCCUCUUGCACUAAAAGGGACAAUGCCUUUGACCAAGCAGAAGUCCAGGGCUCAGUGACCCAGUGGCUAUGGCCCUGGCGUGCAAUGAGUUGCUACUCCCUAAGGGGUGGUGAGGACUUUCUUUCUGAACCUGGCAUCCACCCAUCACUUUCCUUGCCCACCUUGGUGAAGGCUGACUCUGGCUCCUGAGGCACUAAAAACACAGGGAGGGGUGCUAAGGAAGCAUGUCCUUGAUGAGUAAAUAGGUGUUGCUUACCUAGCCUUCCUGCUUACUGUCUGUGUGGGGCGGAGGCUGCCAUGGAGCGCACAGUGGUGCUGCUCCCACCAGCACCGACCUGAGGGCUGGCUCCCUGCUGUCCACCACAGCCUCUCUGGGGCUCUCCUGAUCUCGCCGGCAAGGUGGGAGCUGUGAGAACAGGGGAGCAGCUUCAGUGGGCGAGGAGCUACAAAGCUAUAAUGCUGCCGUCUUCCUCCUUGGGCGCCUGUCUCUGAGCCGCAUGUGUUUUCCAGGUCUGCCGGCCUCUGCCUUUUCACAGCUCAACCCCAGCCAGACAGACCCCAAAUCUUUUCUUCCCUGCCCUUUAGUUCAGCUGAAUCAUGGUAGGGAUUACUUUUUAAAAAGGACUUGAUUAAAAUGUGAGGGGGAAGCCAGUGGACCG